GACGCCGACGUGAUCCGCGCCUGCUUGACCGCCUCAAGCGCCUCAUUCACCUGGCCGACAAGCAGGCGGAGCCGCCGACCCACAAAGAGCUCGUGGCCACGCUCAAGCGCCCCUUGCAGGACAGCGGGGGCACGGCGUCUGCACCCUCGGCCGCUGGCGUUUCGGAGCCGCCUGCCGCCAAGUCCAAGAUUGUCGAGCCCCUGCCCCACCCGUGGGGGUCAGAAUCAGUGUGGCAGGCGGCUCAUGUCAAGACAAGGGGCAUGAUUCUGAGCGCCCUCCUGUCGUGGCAUGCCAGGGCCGCAAGGAGCACGACGGUGUACAUGACUGGUGGCGGGCGAAAGGACUACGCAGAGGACUGGCUGUUCCAACGGGCGAACGAAAAGCCUGUGGCGGUGGCCUCGCUAGUCCUCAAUGCCGAGCUCGCGAAACACAUUUUGAAGACCAAGGGGGCGGUGGCGUACGAGACGGAGUUCACUGCAAUCCUGAUCGUUGCCGCGUCCAAGGGGUCGUCGCUGGUCCCCGUGUGGCACAAGCUCAAAGACGACGAGGGCAAGACCUCGUAUUUCCGAAAGGUGCUGGCAGUCUCCGUUGCUGCCAAAGGGCGCCUAGUCUACAG
This is a messenger RNA of Prorocentrum cordatum, 616 nucleotides long. NCBI's taxonomy places the organism in Eukaryota, Dinophyceae, Prorocentrales, Prorocentraceae. The record is from the annotation of a GenBank genome assembly.